Molecule: messenger RNA, 789 nt
Organism: Theileria annulata
Lineage: Eukaryota; Apicomplexa; Aconoidasida; Piroplasmida; Theileriidae
Exons: 1
Coding region: 1-789 (262 amino acids)
Source: RefSeq, a predicted model, not a curated record
AUGAUUAACAUAAAAGCAUAUGUUUAUAUUUUAAUAUUUAAUGUUGUACUUUUUUCCAAAUUUGUGCAUUCAUACCAUGUGUUUAAUCUUCGAAAUCCAGACCAAAACUUGAUUGAAUCAGUUACUGAUCAAAGUAAUGGGCCAGUAACCAUAAGAAUGUUUAGAUUUAGACAUGAUUCAAAUGUUACUAGAAUUAUGUUUUUUAAUGAAGUUGUCUGGACUUCUAGGUCAUAUCUAGAGAGAGUUUUGUUUAUUAGACUAAUAAUAUCUUAUGAUAGAGAAAGGUUGAUGGAACUUAAUACAAUAAAUGGUGGAUUUCAUAUUACUCACUACUUUCGUCGGACGACGACUACAUGGAGAUCAAUAACUCAAAGAGGUUUUACAAAUAUUGAAUCUAGUAUUAGAUCUGAGCGUAUUUUAGAUAUAAAAGGGCCUUUGGACCAUGAAACUUUCGAAUAUCACCAUAAUCAAUUGCACGGAUUGGAAUCACACACGUUUGUAGUACGAGAACCAUAUAGUGUACACAAUGUUUCUGACGGUAAUACUUUUGUAUGGUUCGGAAAUAGGAAUUUAAGAUGUCUAGGAGCUAUAGUUCAUGGUACACUUCAACGUCCACAUCUAAUUCAACUGAACCUAAUCAGAGCUAACCGUGAAAGAUCUCGCAUAUACCUUCGUUUUUCAAACGGUGUCUGGUAUCAUAUUACAAGAUCAGCGUUUUACAGAACUCUAGCAAUGUUAGAUGCUGAGGAAGAACAAAGACGCAGGCUUCAAAAUGAUGAAAAUCAAUGA